UUAUUUCUACAGAGGCUGGAGAUAGGAGAAGUUCCUUCCUUUCCAGAAGCAUAACAGCAGAGAGGAUCAGGCUGUUUCAAUUGCAAAUAUUUCCUCAAGCUGAUAGGUGCAGGUGUCCAAAUGAGGCAUCAAAAACUUUGGGCCGGUUUCAUUGUUCUGCUGAAUCUGCAGUUUGGUUCUACCUACAAACUUGUCUGUUAUGUCACCAACUGGGCUCAGUACAGGAAAGAACCAGCCACGUUCACCCCAGAUAACAUAGAUCCAUUUCUGUGCACCCACUUGAUUUUUGCUUUUGCGGAUAUGGACAACAAUCAAAUUAGAACUAGAGAAUGGAAUGAUGUUACACUUUACAGAAAACUCAAUGCCCUAAAGAACAGAAAUAGCAAUUUACUCACACUGCUGGCUGUUGGAGGAGGAAAUUUUAAUAACCAAAAAUUUACAACAAUGGCAUCAUCUUCAGAAAAUCGCCAGACAUUCAUCUCAUCAGUUAUAUCUUUUCUCCGGGAGCAUGGAUUUGAUGGUCUGGAUCUGGACUGGGAAUAUCCAGGUUCUAAAGGUAGCCCUCCAGAGGACAAACACCUCUUUACCAUUCUGAUUCAGGAACUAUCAGCAGGGUUUAGGGGAGAGAGUGAACAAACUGGAAACCCACAGCUCCUGCUUUCAGCAGCUGUAUCUGCAAGCAAAACAACCAUAGAUGCUGCAUAUGAAGUGCCUGCAUUGGGGAAGAAUCUUGAUUUUAUCAAUGUGAUGACUUAUGAUUUCCAUGGAAGCUGGGCUCCAGUGACAGGACACAACAGCCCACUGCAUCAAGGUUUAGUAGACUAUGACCCAGUUUCCUUCUACAAUUGUGAAUAUGCAAUGAAAUACUGGAAUGACAGUGGAGCACCAUCUGAAAAACUCAUGAUGGGGUAUCCAACAUAUGCACGUACUUUUAGACUUUCUAGUACAAAUACUAAUGUUGGUGCUCCAGCCUCUGGUGGAGGUAGUCCUGGAGUCUACACCAAAUAUUCUGGUAUCCUGGCAUAUUAUGAGGUUUGUGCAUUCUUACAAGGAGCUAGCAAAGCAUGGAUUGAGAAACAGAAGGUUCCAUAUGCUUUCAAAAAUGGAGAAUGGGUUGCAUAUGAUAAUGAAAAAAGUUUUCAGUUUAAAACUGAGUUUUUGAAGAGGAAAGAGUAUGGAGGAGCCAUGGUCUGGACUCUUGGUCUGGAUGACUUCUCUGGUAAUUUCUGUGGUCAAGGAAUCAACCCCCUUGUGAAUAAAAUAAAGAGUGUUCUAAUGAACUGAGGCCUCUGCAAGAAGAAUGGAGAAUCUAUCCCAUCCUCAUCUGUAUACAACAUCCCUGAACUAUUUCUUGAUCAUAAAUACUUCGUAGGAUGUAACGCAGAGUGAUUUACGUAACUAAAUAAGCAGUGUCAUAUUUUAAUACUCAAAAUCCCAAAUUACUGAUGAAAAUGUACUGUUGGGAAAAUGGUGGUACCUUUCUAUGGUUACUUCUGAUAUCAAAUUUAUUUUCUGCAUUUUAUGAUAAUAUUAGCAAAAAAUAAAUGUGGUGCAUGCUUCGUUACCCAACCUGAAAGAAAUAGAAUAACAUUCAGUAGAAGAUUAACAAGUCUUAUAUUCUUCCUGCUCAGAUGAUAUAUUUCUUUGGAAAAAAAUUAAUAAAUCCAUGAUUCAGAA
Pantherophis guttatus is the source of this 1677-nucleotide messenger RNA. Its product is annotated as acidic mammalian chitinase-like. Gene Ontology annotation, molecular function: chitin binding; chitinase activity. Gene Ontology annotation, biological process: chitin catabolic process; carbohydrate metabolic process. Lineage: Eukaryota; Metazoa; Chordata; Lepidosauria; Squamata; Colubridae. The record is from RefSeq and is a predicted model, not a curated record. Gene Ontology annotation, cellular component: extracellular region.